Molecule: messenger RNA, 1823 nt
Organism: Ectocarpus sp. CCAP 1310/34
Lineage: Eukaryota; Phaeophyceae; Ectocarpales; Ectocarpaceae
Source: the annotation of a GenBank genome assembly
CUCUACCCCCUCGCCGACCCCACACCAAUACGACCAUCUAUCUGCCGCCACAACCGCCCGAGAUAGCCACUGGAUCUGCCAAGCCGCUAUUCAUCUCUCUCGAAUACCCACACAGCACGAUGGUUCGCACAGCGUUUGUCUCGGUGGUUGCCCUCUCCGCGUCGGCGAAUGCUUUCCUCGCACCUGUGCCUGGAUACUCGCUCGCACGGACCGCACGUGCGUCUGCCCCGAUUAAGAUGGUGACGAGCGCGACUCCGGCAGUUAGCACAGGCGGGGGCAACAUGGUUUCGAACGAAGAGACGUACACCGCAGCCUUGAAGAAGAUGGAGGCUGAGAGCCUUGCAGAGCUCGAGAAGGCGUUCGAGGAAACCGCCAAGAAGGCGAAGGCAGAGUCUGACAAGAUCUGGGGGGACCUCGAGGCGGAAUUCGCCCAGGAUGUGGAUGAGGCGUGAACAGAGCAAGCUCAACCGAUUACAUCCGAAGUCUAUCUAGCCGAACCAGGUUUUGUAGCAAAAAACUGGAGCUGAGAGAUGACGGGUGUUCGAGUGUUGUGCUGGCCGGUUCGAUCGAAAAUUUGUGUCGAGGCCGACGUGAGACAGAAUCGGGAAGCAGUACUCGCGGCCCGUUUUACCUACCCAGCUUGGGCCUGUCGUUGUUCUUGCCCUCCUCUCUAGUGCAUGUUUGUUUCGUUCGAUUCGUGUGCUCUCUCGGACCAAUUUUUUGUGUUGUGCACGACAUGUAUCGUGCGAGAUAGACUUUUCCAGAGUGGUGCUUAGAAGGUUGGGAGGGCAGGAGGGCUAGGGAGAGAGGAAUGCCGGUCGUGUCUUCGCAUGAAUGGUACGUUUUUCGAUGAUAUCGUCGAUUGCGGCGGGGAGGACAUCGAUACGACUGCCUCUUGCCCCUUCCCCCCCCCCCCUCUCCCACCCUCUGCCAUUUUUGAAGUCCUAGGGUUUGGUAUCUCAAGGUAUAUUGAAAUUCUUAUUUUGUUCCUGGCUUCUUAGAGGUUGUUUUGAGGUUUAACAAAGUCAACUUACCGUGCGGCCGCCACGGGUAUUUGAUUGAAACGACGGAGGGAGCAAGCCAAGAGAGAUUAAACGAAAGGAUUGUACAAAGAGUGACAAGUUUUUCUCGUCACUGCUGCUCUGUUUUCUGCCAUGUGCCGAGCAUUGGACGCGAAUGAUUGGUGGGGGUUUACACCCACUCGAAUUGCUCGAGCGUUACAUGCGGCGAAUGUGAUGAAAUGGCGGUGCGAGUCCUUGUCCCCUCUGAACACGUGAGUGGUUUUUUGCUUUGGUCUUUUUUUUUGGAACGGCUUGGCGUCGCGAUAAACCUGCUCGGGUCUGGCGGUCAGAGGUAACAGCAGGUAGUGCGGCACGUCGUGGGGGAUCUGUUGGGGAGAUAUAUAUAUUUCUUCAGCGGCAUACAGUGAAAUAUAGAGUUUUUUUGUGUUCCUCACUUCACAGAAAGACGGUUUCAGCAGGCUUUGCUUUAUUGCGACGAGGUCGGUUUUCCGAAUGACGGACCACACGGCAUGAUCGGGAUAUCGCUACCGAUGGGUUCAAAAGACACGAUAAGAGGUCAGCGGAGGUCCAAAGCUUGAAUUGUAGCCGACGGAAACCGAGGCAGCCAUUCGCGAAUCGGCGGAACCAACGUGGCCGUGCCCGCAAGACCAAGCAAGCCGCAUUAGGAAGUAACACCUCAGCACGAUCCACAAGGAGGAACGGUCUGCAAAUAUCGUGGAGUAGAUCGACGAAGAGUCCUCGCUCAUGUCCCCCGAGUACAAGAGUGAACAGCGCCCAGCCAUGGAGCUAUUCGUACAAAAG